AUGGCCGGUUUGCAUUUAAUAAAAACAUACUCUUCCGACUCGGACGAAGAUAAGCAUGAUGAAGAGAAGGAAGAUGACGAUAAAAUUGUAAACAAACAAACUAAGCUAGCCUUACCAGCAAGUAUUUUGUCGUUGAAAGGAGUUGCAUAUCAUGAAGAAGUGAUUGACGACCCAUCGGAUCAUGAUGGACGGAUACGAAGCUUCCAACACGAACGUGGUAACUGGGCAACUUUGAUUUACAUAGAUUAUACUACCAGCGAUUGCCUUUAUACCUGGAUGAAAUCUAUAUUGAAUGAAUUGCCAGUCCAAGGCGAGAUUAUUUCUAGUCUUCAUAUUAGUCUAAGUCGUACUUUGGUCCUAAAGUUUCAUUGGAUUGAAUCAUUUGUGGAGGGUCUAAAAUUAUUAUGUCGUGGAUUCCACCAGAUUGUCAUACAACUCACAGAUGUGAAAGUAUACUGCAAUGAGGAAAGAACUCGCACAUUCCUUGGAAUUUACUGUCAAGAUGAGGAUGGUACAUUGAAGCGCCUAACAGAAGCUAUUGACUGUUUACUAGCUGAAUAUCAAUUGCCAUUGUUUUAUAAGGAUAGCUGA
Molecule: messenger RNA, 591 nt
Organism: Formica exsecta
Lineage: Eukaryota; Metazoa; Arthropoda; Insecta; Hymenoptera; Formicidae
Product: U6 snRNA phosphodiesterase
Exons: 4
Coding region: 1-591 (196 amino acids)
Biological process (GO): U6 snRNA 3'-end processing
Cellular component (GO): nucleus
Molecular function (GO): 3'-5'-RNA exonuclease activity
Source: RefSeq, a predicted model, not a curated record